This is a messenger RNA of Penicillium waksmanii, 1545 nucleotides long. RefSeq names its product leucine-rich repeat domain-containing protein. The coding region runs from base 1 to 1545 and encodes 514 amino acids. Gene Ontology annotation, molecular function: protein binding. The record is from RefSeq and is a predicted model, not a curated record. The transcript is spliced from 3 exons. Lineage: Eukaryota; Fungi; Ascomycota; Eurotiomycetes; Eurotiales; Aspergillaceae.
AUGGAUAACGAAGUUCCUCUCCCCCGCCACGACGUUUCGGUCGCAUCAUCCUUUCGCAAGUCGCGCCGACUGUCGCGUUUCGAUGACCGCUCGAGUCAACCUUCCAGUGACCCGGCGCUCUUUUCUAGUGAUGAUAUUCCUGCCUCUGGACUAGAGAAUUAUAAUGCGCCGGUAUCUGGCGCGGGGGGCCGCAAGCGCCGAUAUCGAGGAACCUGGUGGGGAGAGCAAGUUCAGGAUCCGAAGCGGAAGAGGGCUGAUUUCAAGGAGAAACGCAAUGUGGACAGUGGUGUCUGGAUGGGUAGUGAUGAGUCUGUCGCCGAGUCUCUUUUGACCUCCGAAGAUUCGCCAGCUUGGGGAGAGGAUCUCUUGAAGACGGUGUUGGAUCCUCGGGCACCAGGAAGAGCUCCUACUGACCUGCCUUUCUCAAGAGGUCCGGUACCAAUCCCUGCGCCGCCGCGGCAAAUUGUCGUGAAUGGAAAUGAAGAAUCAGAAGAGCAUCGAUUUGUGAGAAAAGUGGUCAAUGACUGUCUUGAAAAGGGCGAGGAGAGUAUCGACCUGGGAAACUUUAACAUGAGGACUAUUCCCAUAGAUAUGCUUCAAUCGCUUCAGCAUUUGACGAAGCUCCCCUCCCUGCGAGAACCUCCGAUAUCAGAGAAUGCUUACUUCUCGCUUCGGCCUUUUCUGCGCAUAUAUCUUCCUAAUAAUUCCCUUGCCACGCUUCCCAGAGAGCUCUUUGAGCUGAAGGAUCUCAGGGUACUUAGCUUGCGCAAUAACAAGCUCACAUCCAUUCCCUGCACAAUUCGGGAUCUCACCGCACUCCAAGUUCUGAACCUCUCCGUCAAUCGGCUCUCUCAUCUCCCGUGGGAGCUGCUGGUUCUUCUUCAACAGGGAGAGCUAAAACACUUUACUCCACGCCCGAAUCCCUUCCUUUCAAUUGAAGAUGCCGAUAUUGUCGAGUGGCAUUGUAAAUCUGGCGAAAGCCAGAACGAAAAGAACGACGACAAUUAUGACGAUGACGACGAUAAAGACGAUGAAAAGCUUCCGCAAAGUCAAGCUACCUUCACAGAAUAUGAGGGUACUCCACCCGAUGAUGCCUGGACCGCUAUCCACGUAGCAACGGGUCCAACAACCUUGUACAAUAUGGAUGGCAAGCCUAUCGGAAAUACCCCAUCCUCCAGGCUAGCAAAAGCACAACAGACACCACCGACAAAUGCUCCAUCUUUACGCGAAUUAUCUCUUCGAGCCCUAUGGAAACUCCCUGGCCUCGAUUUCAUCACGGAGGAGGAAAAGCUCGAAUUUCCAUCACUUUUGAUUCCGUUGCUCAGUCUAGUACAAGGCGUUCGUGCAGACGGAGGGUGGUAUUGUUCAGUGUGUCAGCGGGAGUUUGUGAGUCGUCGUGCGGAAUGGAUAGAGUGGUGGGAUUGCACUCCCCACGAGAAUGGCAUGAAACGACCGAGGGCUUCUGGAGAGAAGAUGCGUCCAUUGCCAUUCAAACGAUAUGGUUGCAGCUGGGCCUGCGUGCCAGACUCGCAGCGUGCAGAUUGA